AAAGAAAGAACUCACACCGCUGGGUUGUUAAAGAUUAAUCUUCCAUUAUUAUAGACGGGAACAUUGUCUGGGUAAGGAAAGAAGGACUGGGCUUUCAGGAAGAUGUAUUUUGUGAGCCUUAGAGCUGCAUUAUCUAUAAAGGUGUUUGUUGUAUGGAGUCGGAGGUGCUUGGAUACACAGUAGGCUGACAACACGAUGUUGCAUUCAUUUAGUGCCGAGUUUCCUUUUCUUUCAUUCCUAAAGUCCACUUUGCCAUCAUGAAGCUUCUAAACAGUUUGAAGUGUUUGCAGAACCAUUACCUAAUAACUGUAUGAAAGAAGUAGAGAUUUAUGUAUUUUUUAAUGUUAGAAAGAAGUGAUUUGGUUUUCACGCUGCUGCAGUUUAAAGCUCCAGUGUGGAAAUUGGAUCUCUGAGCAGUUGGUGCUUACAAGACAUUGGUAGAUUCACCAUCUCACCUAUCGAUGGCAUCUGCAACUUCUAAAAACACGGAUAGCCCCAAGCUACAAGUCAAGAUGAGCACAUGGACACCACUGUGCAACCAACUCAUGAAUGAGAAGGUAUUUGAAGAAAGAAGAGCCCUGUUCAAAAAAUGGUUUAUCAAGUGGACAGAUGGUCAGAGGCAGAAGAUCCUGGUGGACCAGUUGGAUCUUUGCUCCCUGUCACUGCAGAAGUUCUGUGCCAAGCAGCUACAGGAUCGAAUUCCCAUCGAAGCUCUAGAUUUUACCAUGAAGCUUCCUAGAGUGCUGACCUUAUACAUCUUCUCCUUCCUGGACCCACGGAGCCUCUGUCGAUGUGCACAGGUGAGCUGGCACUGGAAGAACCUGUCUGAACUGGAUCAGCUCUGGAUGAAGAAGUGCCUGCGUUUUGGCUGGUACAUCAACUUCGUUCCAACCCCCUUUGAGCAAGGAAUCUGGAAGAGACAUUACAUUGAAAUGGUGAAUGAGCUCCAUGUUACAAGACCAAAGACUGAUUCGAAGGAUGAGUGUGUAGUUACCAAAGCGCAAAAGAUGAGAAGCAACACUCCAGAGGCAAAGCUUUCAGCACCAGAGAAGACUAGAAAGAAGAAAAAAGAAAUCCCACCAUGGCGUUCAUCAGACAGGCACCCUAAAGACACCAUGCGAUUCAACUGCCUCAACAACUACGAUCCCAUUGAACAGGCUAGGCAGGUGAGAAAGAAAGGAGGAGGGAAGACCCCAGACCUUAGCUGGCAGGCAGCUGAGAAAAAAAAGAAAGCAGGUUGUGCAUCUAAGAAACUCCAGAAAUCAAAAUCACUGCUAUCACUUACUGAAGAUCUUGGGUCAACUCAAAAACCACCAGCUUGCACCAGCUGGGACACUCCCCAGUCCACUGGGAACCUGCCCUGCAGAGAAACAGCAAAGACCUUCGCCCAGAGCUCCCAGUGCAGCGCUAGGAUACGACCAGCAACUGUUCAAGCUCCAGUGACAAAACCACGCGCAAGAGAGAAGAAAGACUUCACAGAGACGACGACCAUGUCUCCAUCCACUCCACAACGUGAGGCUCAGCCUGCGCUCAUUCCUCCAUCAAAUAACGAUCUGGUACAGGCUAAGGAAGGAUCUGGAGCACCUCACGUCUCACCAGAGCAGAAGCUUACCUGCCUGGAUGGGGGAGACAACAGCAAUGUAGCCUAAGAUAUAGACUUUCAUUUACCUCACUAUACCAUGCAAACAAAUAGACAUGCAAGUCUUACUUAUCUCUCCAAAAGAAAACUUGACUGCCUUGCUGCCAGUUUUGAUAUUGGAACAAUGGCUUAGUACUUAUUUGGAACUGCAGUAGCUGGUACUCCUGCCUGCCUUUAGGUCUCCUAGUCCAAGCUGCAACAAAGUCAAAUGUUUACCUGAUGUGCUUUUCACCCUGGCUUCAUGUUGCUGGUGCCAUAAUUCUCAUGUUCUUUGGGGUAUGUUGUUUCUGCAGAACUUACCUAGGCCUUUGAUAACCCUUUUGCAGGUGUCUACUAGAGCUGCUGGACAUUAAGCUUGCAUGUGUGUCAUUGGGACAUUGUGGAGCACAUCCUGUGGCCUGAGCUGCUUUGUGUUGCUCACUCAGUGAAUUACAGAAGCUGCCUGUCUGUGGGCAGUGAGGGGAUUGUGGAGGACAAGUGAGGACUACUGGCCACCUGGGUGAUGUAAACUGUAUCCCCUCACAAAGGGAGUGGUUUCCAACUAAUAUUAAUGUGCUCCAUUAGUUGUAACCUGCAGCCCCAUCCAAAACAUCUGGACUGAAGAAAGUACCACAGCAUCCAAGGAAAAAGCCUUUAAAUAUGCGGGAGAAAGGAGGCUUGGGCUACUUAGUGCUGUAUGGAAGUCAGAACUCCUUUCUUAUGGUGUACAUAAGGGCAAGUCCAUUUCAAUCAUGUUAGUGAGAGUGAAACAGCUACGAGACCUGGUUUAGUGAUUUGCUGUAGCUAAGAUAAUGGGAGGGUGGUUGGAUUAGAUGAUUUUGUAGGUCCUUUCCAACCUUGUGAUUCUAUGAUUCUAUUAAAUCCAAUCCCACCCUGUGGAUUACAGCAUUGCA
Molecule: messenger RNA, 2532 nt
Organism: Coturnix japonica (Japanese quail)
Lineage: Eukaryota; Metazoa; Chordata; Aves; Galliformes; Phasianidae
Source: RefSeq, a predicted model, not a curated record